AUUCCCCCAUUACAUACAAAAUCCCUUUCGCACGUGCGCUUUCAGUGUGUCCCUUUUCCGACCAGCUGGACGUCCGGUGUGUCCUUUCCGAUCGUUCUUGUUCCCUCAGGAAUGGCGUCAAGUGAAUAUGACGGCGUCUAAGAAAAGUUCCUACGCGAAAUUCAAACCAUUAUCGCCAGCAAUGGAUCUUCACCAGAUAUAAAACCAACAACACACCUAUUUAUCAUUUUAUUUUUUGAAAAUUAAUUUCGCACAACACUGAUAAAAUACAAAAUCCGUCAUGCUAGAGCCAUAUUCGCCCAGUUUGCUGUGGCUUGUUAUCCUGGGAUUCGUCAUUGCGUUCGUGUUGGCUUUCGGCAUCGGCGCCAACGACGUUGCCAACUCGUUCGGCACGAGCGUCGGCUCCAAAGUACUUACCAUCGCGCAAGCGUGCUGGCUGGCGACUUUUUUCGAAGUAGCCGGAGCGGUCCUAAUCGGUUAUAAAGUGUCUGAUACAAUGAGAAAAGGCAUCUUAGACGUCAACGUUUACAAAGACUCGGAAAUGGAACUGAUGCUCGGCUCGGUUGCGGCUCUGGCUGCCAGCGCCACCUGGUUGAUGGUAGCCACAUUUUUUAAACUGCCAAUUUCGGGCACGCACAGCAUAGUAGGCGCCACGGUCGGUUACAGUUUGGUCGCUAGAGGCGCUCAAGGCGUUCAAUGGCAAACUUUAGGCAAAAUCGUAAUUUCCUGGUUCAUUUCGCCAUUAUUAAGCGGUCUAUGUUCAGUCGGUCUUCUACUAGUAAUCAAAAAAUUUAUAAUUUCCAAACCGGAUCCGCUCGAAGCCGGUUUAAUCUCGCUUCCGCUCUUCUACAGUUUCACCAUUUUGGUCAACGUAUUUUCCAUCGUCCAUGACGGACCCAAACUGCUCCACAUGGACAACAUUCCUUUGUGGUUAGCUGCCACUAUUAGCCUCGCGGUGGCGCUAGUGUGCAUGGUCUUCAUAUGGCUGGUGGUGGUACCGUGGCAACGUAAGAAAAUCAAAAUGGAAAUGGUCAGCGUCGAUGUCAAUAAUCAAGUUUGUUUCAAUAUCGGGGAAUCGUCAGAUACGUCACCGGAAAGUAGUCCGAACAAGAAAUCGAACCGCAACUCGGCAUAUUCGGAACGUCAAUUAACCGUAAUUUCGGAACACACCGAAUUGCAGCACUUGGAUGGUAAAAUAGCGGCCGCAAAGUAUGUCUUUCCAUUGCAAACUAGUGAUAAAAACGGUUAUAUACAAGCUAAAGAGACUGAAAUACUUUCGAGGCCAAACGAUUUAAAAAUACCAGAACCCGCCACUGUUAUCAAUCCGACAUUGUCUCCUAAUUCAAGCGGAGUGCCACUGAUAAGAGACAAAAGUUACACCAGCAACGAAACUCAGCCUCGUCAAAAUCCCGAAUCAGUGUCGUCCGAAGAUGACGAGAAUCCGAGUGUUUCGAAGCUGUUCAGCUUCCUGCAAGUUCUGACAGCUAUUUUUGGUAGCUUCGCGCAUGGCGGAAAUGACGUCAGCAACGCCAUCGGACCUCUAAUCACUCUGUGGCUGAUUUACUCUGAGGGCAGCGUGGCUCAAAAAUCUGAAACUCCUUUGUAUAUUUUGCUUUACGGAGGAGCCGGGAUUUCCGUGGGAUUGUGGCUGUGGGGCAGGCGAGUCAUCGAAACUAUCGGAGAGGAUUUGACAACUAUAACACCUUCAACUGGAUUUACAAUAGAAAUCGGCGCAGCCUUCACAGUAUUACUAGCGAGCAAAAUCGGCAUUCCAAUUUCCACGACCCACUGCAAAGUAGGCUCAGUCGUUUUCGUCGGCUACUUCAGUGCGUCGAAAAAGGGGGUCGAUUGGAGUCUUUUCAGGAACAUUAUCUACGCUUGGGUGAUAACGGUGCCCAUUGCCGCCCUCCUAUCGGCCGGUUUGAUGUUCCUACUCAGUUACCUACUUUAAGUUUUCAAAUAGAGCUGUGGUGUUAGGUUAUAAAAAAAAAAUAAAGAAAAAUCGGUGUUUUAUCCCAUCAAUUGAUAUUUACUAUUAUUUUAAAAACAAAUUGGCAACGUUGCAAUUUCUGUGUCAAAUCAUUUAUUUAUUCUACUAUAAAUACGUACACACCUAAUUUACAACUAAUUUAGUUUUUAAACAACUAAUUUCCAAUAAAAAUAAUAUUAAUUAUACAAAAGAAAAGUUAAAAAAAUCAAAGUGUGGCAACGUUGCAACGAUAACUGAAAAUUAAAGCAAUAAAAAAAAAAUACAAGUUGGGUUUGCAACGUUGCAAAAAAAUUUAUUUACAUAAAAUUCCCUAAUUAAUUAUCAUCAUCAAUAAUGGUGAUCUCGUUGACGUUUUCCUCAAUUGUGACCUCAUUGACGUCCUCCUCUAGAGUGACCUCGUUGACAAAAACCUCUUCAGGCUGACUUUGAACCGAUUGACGGAAAAUGUCUUCGCUCAAAAAUUGAUUUUCAUCCAUGACUUCUUCUUCUGUCAUUUCUUCAGUGAUUUCGUCGUCUUGAAUUUCGUGAACGAUUUCGGAAUCAUCGAAAACUGU
Molecule: messenger RNA, 2544 nt
Organism: Ceutorhynchus assimilis (cabbage seed weevil)
Lineage: Eukaryota; Metazoa; Arthropoda; Insecta; Coleoptera; Curculionidae
Source: the annotation of a GenBank genome assembly